Molecule: messenger RNA, 767 nt
Organism: Psylliodes chrysocephalus
Lineage: Eukaryota; Metazoa; Arthropoda; Insecta; Coleoptera; Chrysomelidae
Source: the annotation of a GenBank genome assembly
GCAGUGUCAGGUCUCUGGAGCACCUAAAGGUAACCAUGGGUACACUUUAUGUUUUGUCAAUUAGAAACCCAUCAAAAUGGAUAUUGGUUUUAAUGAAAUACAAAAAUUAACCGAGUUAUUUAAUCCAAAAAAGAAUGAUUCUGAUUCAGAAGAUGAAACACAAGAAUGCGAGGACAAUACAGAUAUCAUUGGGCCAAGUGGAGACAACGCUGAACCAAAACAGAAGAAAUUAAACCCAUAUAGCAAAAUUGAACGUGAUGAAAAGGCGAAAAACGAAAUAUUAGAUGAAGAAACUUUUUUGGACGAACAGGAGCAUAAGACAGAGAGAGAUUGGAAAAAGACACCAGUUUGGGAUAUUAGUUACAAACAACAAGUUACAGCUUCUGACGUGUUUCUGCAAAUGGGUUUUAAAAACCCAACAACAUCCAGUUGCGAAGAUAUGUUGGUAACGAUUAGUCUUCCAGGAGACAGCCAUUUUAAUAUGGAUCUAAAAAUUCACAAAGAGAAUCUGAUUUUGGUAUCUCCCCGUCAUUACCUUGACCUCAAAUUACCACAUCCAGUCGAUCCCCAACAGGGAAAUGCAAAAUGGGACAGCGCUGAAGAAAAGUUGAUAGUGACACUCAGGAUGGAUAGAGAAUUAGAUUUAGUUAAUUUUUAGAUAAUUUUUAUUUAUGACAUGGUUUAGCAAGAGAUCAAAAAGUUUUAUUUAGGUUUUUUUUAAUUGCCACUUUUUGGAAAAAUUUUAUCAGUAAUUUUAAAAGUUUUAC